Aspergillus japonicus CBS 114.51 is the source of this 1004-nucleotide messenger RNA. RefSeq lists its product as uncharacterized. Bases 282 to 887 code for a protein of 201 amino acids. NCBI's taxonomy places the organism in Eukaryota, Fungi, Ascomycota, Eurotiomycetes, Eurotiales, Aspergillaceae. The record is from RefSeq and is a predicted model, not a curated record. The transcript is spliced from 2 exons.
UACCGCUCCUGCUACGAGUGCUCCUCGGGCCCCUGCUGGCCCCCGGGGUGCCUUCAACCCCGGCUUCCGUGGUCGUCCUGCCACCUGCUACAAGUGCGGUGGCCCCAACCACUUUGCCCGUGAUUGCCAGGCUCAGGCCAUGAAGUGCUACGCCUGCGGCAAGCUGGGCCACAUUUCUCGCGACUGCACCGCUCCCAACGGUGGCCCCUUGAGCUCUGCCGGCAAGGUUUGCUACAAUUGCUCCCAACCCGGCCACAUCUCCCGCGAUUGCCCCAACGGUGAUGUCUCGAAGCCUGUCGAUGCGACUACUGCUGCCCCUGCUGCCCCUGCCCCUGCCGCCGGUGCUGAGGCCAGCCAAGAGGCCGCCGCUGUUGCGCCUGCAGCUCCCGCCGCUGUUGCGUAAAUGUACCUCUACGAUUGUUCAUUCCCAGUCAUUGGGAGCCAUUCCCAUUCUUUCUUUUUGUAUUAGGGCUAGCCGACAUUGGUCUCAAUUUUUUUUUAUUCCACGUUUCUUCCUUUGCAUAUAUUGCGGCCUCCCAUCAUUACAACUCUUGGUACCAACUGGUUUCAAUCUCCGUUAUGUAUACGACGAACAACAAAAGUUUCACGAAGUCUUGGUUUUCCUUACUGCUUGGGUCCUGAACACACUGCUCAGGGACUUAUGGAUGGCGUCUAUUGUUCACCUCGGGUAUCUUUCUCAUUUACACAAAUCAGAUGCGGCAAGAAAGAAGGAGACGAGGCCCAGGCGAGGCGACGGGUUAAUUGAGCGCAGAACAAACAAAUGGUGGACCGAAGCGAGCGCGUUUGCAUGCAUGGGAACAGGCUUUAAGGAGGUUUGGCUGGAAUUGUGUAUGGGUGUGUAUUUGCUGAAGAUGUGUGAGUGGUGAAAAGAUCUACCUGGCGCUGUGGCAACCUCCUCAUCUUUUCGUACUAUAUCCUUCUCAUAUACGUCGAUUGGGAAGCGAAACAAAAAUUCAAAAGCGAAGAAACACCAUUGAAAGUAA